AUGAAAAAUGUGAAAGCUGAAACGAAACUUGAUGGACUUCCUAAAAUUACAUCAACUAUUAAAAGUGUCCUUGAGCCUCAGCAACUCAAAUCGUCGAAAAUGCCUUACGCUGAUAAACGAUACGGCCUUACAGUAUAUAAUCCGCCUCCAAACGAGCUCGGAUUUCUUGGUGGUUUGGGAAAAAGAACUGGAAACGUAAGAUCAAAAGCCCACAUUCAACGCCCUUCCAUGAAUCAAAUCUUGUUUAAGAUGCGAACUGCAAACAAAAUCCUUGUUUCAUUCUCAGAAGAUCCAAUAAUGUCAAAUUCUUUCAUCACCACACAACAGCUUAAAAAAUCACCCAAACUACCAAUAAAAACAAACAAAAAAGAUUUAAAUCAAAAAAUAUCUCAAAUCCAAAUUGCCGACAACGUCAUUAAAGUCUCUAAAGGAUUUAAAGGAAAUUCUACAACAUCAGAGACAGAGAGAUAUUUGAAUGCGGAAUCUAAGAAGAAGGUUGAAGUUGUUGUUGCGGAGACAAAAAAGUCGAAAGGCUUAAGUUUUGGGGCAAUGAAAAAACUUUCUAUUUUGUCAGCAUUGAAGAAAGAAGAAGUAAAAGAAAGUGUGGAAGAAGUACAGAGCUUUAGAGCUUGGGCAAUGGCUGAAAGGGAGAAACGCCAUGAGGCUCUUCAACAAGUUUCAUCUCAACAGAUUAAACAAGAAAGAGAAGCAAAUGAAUUUUUUCCAAAGGUCAAGCGACGACCGAAAACUUAUUUAGGGAUGUCAAAGAGAGACCGAGGAUUACUUCCAGGUGCUGAACAUCUGGGUGGGUAUCUUUAUGGUGGAUUCAUUGAAGAUUCCGGUCCAGACGCUACAAUGUUAACACAGACAAAAUUUAACGUUCCUUAUACUAUGUUUAGUCGAGCUCAAGUUGAAUCAAAGGUCAGAGCGAUGAGUCGAAAGAAGAUUCAAAGUGCACGAUUGGAGUACAUGAAGAUACCACAAAUACCUUCUGACUCGGAAAACUCCGAUGAUAUAUACGAAGAUAUCAAAGGAUUGUCUCUUGUUCGUACACCUUAUUUCAGCAUCCCCACAAUCACAACGACGAAAGUAAAACGAGUGGAACGCUUAAGAAGCAAAUAUUUGAAAGGUAAUCGCUUGAAGCGAAUCAACUUGUUGUUGUUUGAUCGUAAGUUAAGUGCUGAGAAAUAUCGAGAGAAAUAUGCAUCAAGUGAAAACGAUUUUAUGUCGUUCCAAACGGAAGUUGAAGAGAGAAACGAAAAUGAUGUUGAAGGAAAGAAAACGAUUGAACAGCAACUACUUGAUACAUCAACAAGCUCAAAUUGUUUACCGUUGAUGGAAAUAAAAGCAAACGUUCGGAAAACUUUUGAUUCAGAAUAUCGUCAACGAUAUCAUGAUUUCUUAACCGAGAAAUAUCUUGAGAAGCUCGAGCAGUACAAUAAGAAUUUGGAUCAAAAGUUAAUAGCAUAUGAGAAUCGAGAGAUGCAACCGUCAGCAUUGAGUGUCCACAAUCCGGAAAAGGGUAUGAAAAUAAUGAAAAACUAUACAAGUCUUAUGAGAUCCCAAUCGAAUAUUCGAAAACGUCUUCAAGUCAAUGCGCCGGCUUUUGAAGAAGAACGCUGCGGGACGAAAGAAAUGGGCAGCUUUUAUCACCGAUUGGCAACUGAGUGGGAUCCACAUUAUGAAGAUCUCAUGAAUUUAUUCGCCAAGCAGGAAAUUGAGAAUGAAAUGAUAAAUAAAACGACAAAAUUUAUUAAGGCAUGUGAACCACAAUUUCAACAAUUGCAAAAUAAUUCGUUUGAAAAAGCAAAGGAAAAGCUUAAACUCAUUGAUACUGUAACAGUAAAGACAAAUGAAUUACAGGAAACUUUAAGAAAUCGUAAGGAUCAAAUGGAUUUAUUAAUGCAGAAGCUAAUGUUUGAUGAGAGAAGAUGGGAAAGUAUUAUGAUGAUGCAGGGAAUUCAAAGUGAGCUACUUUUAGUAGUCAUCAUAAUAGAGAGACAUAUGAGACUUGUUUUCCCCUGCAAGAAUGUUAAAUACUUCGUAGAAGUGAAAAGACAUCAAAAUAUCAACUCAUUACCUUAUAUUGACUAUGAUAGCAAUUAUUAG
Clunio marinus is the source of this 2109-nucleotide messenger RNA. The record is from the annotation of a GenBank genome assembly. NCBI's taxonomy places the organism in Eukaryota, Metazoa, Arthropoda, Insecta, Diptera, Chironomidae.